Messenger RNA from Stegodyphus dumicola, 1623 nucleotides. RefSeq names its product heme A synthase COX15. Gene Ontology annotation, molecular function: oxidoreductase activity, acting on NAD(P)H, heme protein as acceptor. NCBI's taxonomy places the organism in Eukaryota, Metazoa, Arthropoda, Arachnida, Araneae, Eresidae. Gene Ontology annotation, cellular component: mitochondrial inner membrane. Gene Ontology annotation, biological process: heme A biosynthetic process. The record is from RefSeq and is a predicted model, not a curated record.
UUUGUCAUUUCCGAGUUUAUGUAAUGUGAAAGUCGGUGAUACUUCCGAUUAAAAAUACCCUUUUCCUAGCAAACUGUACUUUCAUUGAAAACUAUGUUUUUUAAUGUGAUAUGCUUAAUAUAUAUUUAAAUAAAUUAACUGUAGCUCUAUUAAAUCAGACCUAGGCAAUCUGCAUUAUUUUUUGUAAAAUAUGAUUAUGACUAUAGCAUCAACACCGGUUUUUUUAAAUUUCACUGGAAAGGUUUUGACAAGAGGAAUAGCAUCCCAUGUUUCUUCGAAGAUUUUCCCGAGUCCUGUAACAUGGGGAAUCAGACAUAAACAGGCAUUUUUAAAAGUACAUAAGACCUUUCAAAAGUCACUUUUUCGUCAAACACUUACUGUUGCUCAGAAUUCUGCGGCAGGAAUUUCUCCCAAAGCUUCACGUUAUGUUGGAACUUGGUUGAUAUGCUGUAGUGGUAUGGUUGUUGGAUCAGUCAUCUUGGGAGGUAUCACAAGGCUCACAAAGUCUGGACUAUCAAUGGUAGAUUGGCACCUUUUUAAAGAAUUUCCACCUUUAUCUAAAGAACAGUGGAUAUUAGAAUUUGAGAAGUAUAAAAAAUUUCCAGAAUUUAAACAACAAAAUGCCGAUAUGACCUUGGAAGAGUUUAAAUGGAUAUGGUAUAUGGAAUAUGGACAUCGGAUGUGGGGUCGAGCAGUUGGAGCUACUUUUCUUCUUCCUGCCAUUUAUUUUUGGAAAAAGAAAUGGUUUACUAAAGCUAUAAAAAGCAGAGUCCUAAUAUUUGGCACUCUAAUAUUAUGUCAGGGUUUGCUUGGAUGGUAUAUGGUUAAAAGCGGUUUGGAAGAAAAACCAGAACCAGAUGGUGUAGCACGAGUGAGCCAGUAUCGGUUAGCUGCUCAUCUUGGAAUGGCAUUUAUUCUGUACAGUUUAAUGUUGUGGUCUGGUCUUAAUCAUUUGUUACCUCCACAGUCUAUGGAAACAACACAGAAAUUAUUGAAAUUUCGAAGAUUUGCGCAUGGAGCAAAAGGACUUAUUUUUCUUACUGCUUUUAGUGGAGCAUUUGUAGCAGGAAUAGAAGCUGGAUUAGUUUAUAAUUCUUUUCCAAAAAUGGCUGAUCGAUGGAUUCCAUCUGAUAUUACUGCUUUUUCUCCAUUAUGGAGAAACAUUACAGAAAAUCCCACUACCACACAAUUCAAUCAUAGGAUAUUGGGUGAAACAGUGUUUUGUGCUGUGACUGGCCUUUGGUGGUAUUCUCGUAAACUACCUCUUUCUCCAAGAGCUAGAUUAGCAGUAAACUGCAUGUUUGCUAUGGCCUUAAUUCAGGUGAGUCUUGGGAUUGCUACAUUAUUGAUGCAAGUACCUAAACCACUGGCUGCUAGCCAUCAGUCUGGAGCUCUUGCCUUACUUUCUACUGCUAUUUGGUUGACACAUGAACUGAGAAUCUUGAAAAUGAUACCAAAGUAAUUCCACAGUUAAGAUAUUUUAUAAAAGUCAUCUAAUGAACACAUUAUUCACUUUGCGUAGAGAGCAUUUUAAAUGGAUUUACACCCCAACACACUGCAAAAGAAAAUGUUUAAGAGAUCAUUAUAUUUAAUUAAAUGAAAAUAAAAAUAGUUUUUAUUUUA